Molecule: messenger RNA, 3138 nt
Organism: Cotesia congregata
Lineage: Eukaryota; Metazoa; Arthropoda; Insecta; Hymenoptera; Braconidae
Source: the annotation of a GenBank genome assembly
AUGUUUAAAGUCGAAGAAGAUGGAUUGAGAUCUCACAAACAGACUGUAGAGUUCAGUGGCCAGGAAGAUCAUCACUCAGCGGAUGUAUACAGCACAGAUGUAACAGUAAUACCAUCGCGUGGAGAACAUGACCACGGGAGUUCAAAAGUAAAAUUAAAAAACAUUGUAGAUUUCACAUGGGAGUCACACUAUUAUACUGGACAACUUCUGGCCGUUCAUAUGUCGGGAAAGUACCUCGCAUAUGGAAUAAAAGCUGGAAGCGGGGCUGGUGUUGUCAGGGUAGUAUAUAAAGAUUCCGAGCAACGAGCUCUUCUGCGAGGAAUGCGAGGCGUGAUCCAAGACCUUGCAUUCGCCCAUGUGCAGAACGUCAUCCUGGCUUGCAUCGACCACACGGGUAGCUUUUUCGUUCACACGAUAGUUUCCACAGCAGCUCAGUUGGUCUGCAAUCUUCUGCUACUUGUUAAUUCCGAGGUAGUGACGCCGACCACCCACCGCGUGAUCUGGUGUCCAUUUAUUCCUGAUGAAGAUACCGGUGAAACGGAUGACGUUUCAAAGCUGCUUAUGGUCACGCGAGGUGCUGCCGCAGAACUAUGGUCUAUUGACAAUGUCUAUGCGCAAUUAGGCUCUGGACCUCUGGCGAUAAGUGACCCAGCUGUCAAAGGAUGUGGAGGCUUUGCUGAAAUUUGCCAGCAUGAGUCGACUAUUGUCGAGGCCAUUCUCAGCCCAGACGGUACUGCAAUAGCAACUGCAAGUCUUGAUGGAGAAGUCAAGUUCUUCCAGGUAGUUUACAACAACACCCUUCAAGAGGCUUGUUGCCUUCACCAAUGGAAGCCUCACGACGGACGACCAGUUUCAUCUCUUUUUUUCCUCGACGACCACAAAAACUACAACUCAGAAGCCCAAUUUUGGCGAUUUGCCAUCACUGGGUGUGACAACAACACUGAGUUAAAAGUUUGGUCUUGUGAAAAGUGGAAAUGUCUUCAAACAAUAAAAUUCGAACCUUCUCCAUCAAGCGGCAAGAUGCCGAUGCUAAAAGCAGGGCUUGAUUUAUCCGCAGGCUUCCUUCUGCUAUCUGACAUCUGUAACAAAGGUCUUUACAUCCUCAGCAUCGCCAAAGACACUGGCGACGGUCUAGCCUGUAUAUCAACAAUUUCCGAAUUCCGACUUCCAUACCCAAUCCUGAGUUUCGGGAUCGUCGACGCUGGCAUGCGUAAAGUCCGACCCACCGGUGAGUCAUUGGAAGAUCUCUGUCCCCUGGAUGACGAAAGCGACGAGCAGUUAGUAAUUCGCAUGUAUCUAGUCCAACCUAAAUCACUCCAAGAGUGUCACAUAGCCUUCCAGCCAGCACGACAACUCACCAGCGGCUGUAUGAUGGACACACUAACUCACGACUCUCUGGACUACUCCGAAGACCUGCAGCAUAUCAGACACGAGCAGAACGGCGUCGUCGAGGAAAAUGGCGAUGAGACAGUCUCCGGAUCUCUGGAAGCCAACCACGCAAGCUUGAAUCUCAUGACUCCCGACGCUUUUAGCUCACCAGCUAAAAAAGAGAACAACUUGUCUGGAUCUACCAGCCCGGAACUCGGCAAUGUUUUGUCCGCUAGUCCUUCACUAGCUCAAGCAGUCCACGCGUUGAACACUUCGGAUGUACCUCUGGCGACCAGCGAGCGAGAGCGCGCUCAACAGAGUGGAGGUAGCAGUCCUUCGAGAGAAGUUAGAGAAAUUUUGUCUCUAGCCGAGCCUGAGGAUGACGAAGAAGAGGAAGACUUCAAAGAAAUUGAGUCGGUCAAUAAAGACGAAGAAAACUGGUCUAAUAUUCCUGUGGUGAUGCUCAAAGACGUUCACCUGGAGCCUGAAGACCUUCCCAAGGACGACAUAGUGCCAAAAGAGUCUAAGUUAGUCUCCCAAGAAGCCUGGCUGUCUACCAACAAAGCAGUCGCGUCUCUCACCACCAAAAUUGAUGGACUUUUUGAGAUUAUCCAGGACCAACAUCAAGAAUUGAGAGAGUUGAGGUCGGAAGUUUCGAGAUUAAGGCAGGAUACACCUGUACUGACGAGAGUUGAGAGCGCGUUUUCGCGCGUGUCACAGCAGCAGCUUGCGAACAUCGAGCAAACCAUCUACGGAAGACUUGCUCGACAAAAUGAAUUUUUGACUACUGUCGAGACGACGGUUAAAGAAAAUAUUCAGUCAACUCUACCCAAGGUAGUUACUGAUGUUGUAGACCCGCUGAAAAAUCAGUUUAAAUUAGAGGUGGAAAAAAUAGAUGAUUUAAUGAGAGAAAAUUUCACGCAACUGAUCACCAGCAAUCAAAUGCGUGAUAUUAUUGUCAAUGCGGCCAAGUCUGUUUUAACUGAGUCUUUUAAAAGUUCUUUUGAAAGCACCUUGCUCCCGGGAUUUGACAAUGCCUGCCAGAAUAUGUUCAAGCAAAUCCAAGUGUCUUUCUCAAUGGGAACUGAACAGUAUCUUACUAAUGUUAAAGCGAAUCUGGAGAAAGAGUACCAGAAGAAAAAUGAGUUACAGAGCGAAGAGUUGUCGCGUUUAGUUCGCGGGGAACUUGAGACUGAAGUUACACGAGGAUUUAAUAAUCUGCAGGAAGGAAUUCUCAGGUCGGUCAGAGAGUCUAUCAGGGAGAACAUGGGCCAGCAUAUGAUGGACAUCCAGGCCAGGUCAAGAGCCACGACACCUGGUAUCACGGCUUCGAGUCCUGCGGAUGGCCAACUGAGGGUACUUGGUUAUCUCCAGAAAGGUCAGCUGUCUCACGCCUUUCAAUAUGCACUCAGUGCAAGUGACCUUGGGCUUGUGGUACUUGUUUGCGACAGAAUUGAGCCUCAGAAAGUCUUCAGUAGUCAAUCUGGAGGUCGCAGCAUCCUUGCACAGCCGGUUAUUCUGUCUUUGGUGCAACAAUUGUCGGCGGACCUUGGUCAUCGCACGGAACUGAAGAACAAGUGGCUUGAAGAAGCAGUCUUGAAUUUGGAUCCUAAUGACCCGGUAACUCGGGAGCACAUGGGUGUUGUUUUGAUGACUCUUCAGACACAGCUGACGACUUUUAUGAAUGCUAAUCCAGUUCAUCGGUUAUCCAAGCGCAUGAAGAUGCUGUCGAUGGCUGCCCAAGCUCUUCUUAACCAGCAACACCCUUAA